Molecule: messenger RNA, 1455 nt
Organism: Haemonchus placei
Lineage: Eukaryota; Metazoa; Nematoda; Chromadorea; Rhabditida; Trichostrongylidae
Source: the annotation of a GenBank genome assembly
UUGAAAAGCAAAGCACAGCAUUCAGACAACCUAUUUCAGCUGGGUCGUCUCUCGAAACUCUCUGUCUACUUCUCAUGGAUAGUGUUACUCAUAUUUGCCUAUAUUCGUGAAACUCUUCGAAAUUGGGGACUCGAACACGAUAAGGCCAGCAAGGAACUUACCAAACAAAAGGAUUUUGUGCCGCUGUUCACCGACUUUGAGUUUGUAUACUCGCGUAACUGCUACAGGAGGGUUCGGGAUGUAUUUGAUCGACCGAUAGGAUCGGUCCCAGGCGCCACAGUUGAUCUCAUCGACAGGACGUCUGAUGACUACAAUUGGACUUUUAGGUAUCGGGGAACCAAGACCAGUGUUAUCAACGUCGGUUCAUACAAUUAUCUCGGUUUUGCCCAGGCUAAAGGUCCAUGCGCCGAUGCGACGAUAGCUCAGGUGGACAGCGAAGGCUUGGCCACGUGCACGACAGUGCAUGAAAGAGGUAGAACAGUUUCUCAGUACAAACUUGAAAGACUCGUAGCUGAAUUUCUACGCGUCGAGGAUGCAAUUGUCUUCAGUAUGGGCUUUGCAACGAAUUCAAUGAAUGCUCCUUGUUUGGUCGAUAAGCACUUAUUGGCACUCGCACGAAAGCACAAUGGUAAGAACGUGAACUAUAUGGAUUCGUUGGAGAAAAUCUUGCGUGACGCAAUAGCCUACGGUGACCCAAAGACACAUCAACCGUACAAGAAAAUCCUGAUAAUUGUUGAAGGUAUAUACUCCAUGGAGGGGUCUAUUUGCAAUCUCCCUGGAGUGAUCGCCCUGAAGAAGAAGUAUGGUGCAUAUCUCUACUUGGACGAAGCGCAUUCGAUAGGUGCACUGGGAUCAUCUGGAAGAGGUGUGGUCGAAUACUGGGGAUGUAAUCCGACGGAUGUUGAUAUCCUCAUGGGCACCUUCACAAAAAGCUUCGGUGGUGCAGGUGGAUACAUCGCCGGCUCGAAGAAGACAAUAGAUCAUCUCCGAAUCAACUCACCGACGGGGUACUAUUCAUGUCCAAUGUCUCCGGCUGUUGCACAGCAGAUCUACACAUCGAUGAGCAUCAUUAUGGGCAAAGAUGGUACCAAUGAUGGUGCUCAACGUAUUGAACGAUUGGCUAGGAAUGCACGGUACUUCCGUCUUCGACUCAAGCAACUCGGCUUCAUCGUCUAUGGCAGUGAUGACAGUCCUGUUGUACCAGUAUUACUUUACUACCCGGCGAUUUGCGGCUUCUAUGGAAGAGAACUACUGAAGAGGAGAGUAGGCGUCGUUGUGGUAUCAUUCCCAGCAACUAGUAUGACAGAGUCACGAUGCCGAUUCUGUGUAUCAGCGGCUCAUACGAAGGAAAUGCUUGACAAGGUACUGGAUGCGGUGAGCGAAGUCGGUGACUUGUCUGGAACGAAGUUCUCGAAACGAGCACGUCUGUAUGAGAACAUGAAAAUCGAAUGGUAG